Messenger RNA from Daldinia caldariorum, 888 nucleotides. Its product is annotated as NAD(P)-binding protein. Gene Ontology annotation, cellular component: mitochondrion. Gene Ontology annotation, molecular function: protein-containing complex binding. The transcript has 2 exons. The record is from RefSeq and is a predicted model, not a curated record. Lineage: Eukaryota; Fungi; Ascomycota; Sordariomycetes; Xylariales; Hypoxylaceae. Bases 1 to 888 code for a protein of 295 amino acids.
AUGUCUGCUAAAAGGCUCGUAGUGUGUGGUGGGAACGGGUUUCUCGGCUCCAGGAUAUGCAAAUACGCAGUCGGUAGGGGGUGGGAUGUAACAUCUAUCAGUCGUUCAGGCGAACCAAAGUGGAACGCAGUCACGGAAUCAGAUAAACCGCCCCAAUGGGCCCGCAAAGUAACCUGGGAACGCGCCGACGUCCUGCGCCCGGUAACAUACGCUCCGCUCCUCAAGGGCGCCGACUUCGUCGUCCACAGUCUCGGCAUAUUGCUAGAAGCCGACUACAAGGGCGUGCUGCGCGGUCAAGAAUCGCCCAUCCAAGGGUUGCGGAAGGCCUUCUCGGCCGCCCCCCGGCCCGGGAACCCGCUAGAGCGCAAUGUGUCGUCAUCGUCCGGCCAGGAGCAGAAGGAGGACAUCCGACCGCCCGAGACCAAGGACCAACUCACAUACGAGAACAUGAACCGUGACAGCGCCAUCAUGCUGGCCAAAGAAGCUGCACGCGAGAACGUCGCCGCUUUCUCGUACAUCUCGGCCGCGGGCGGCGCCCCCGUGCUGCCCCAAAGGUACAUCGCAACGAAACGGGAGGCCGAGAGGACGAUUGCCAGCGAGUUCCCGGGGAUGCGGUCCGUCUUCAUCCGCGCGCCCUUCCUGUACGACAGCUCGCGGCCCAUCACGGUCGCGAUGGCCGGCCUGACGGGGGUAGGCGCCGCAUUCAACACCCUCUCCGGCGGCAUCAUGGGUAGGUUCAUGGGCGCCGCCGGCGUCAAGCCCCUCAAGGCGGACGUCGUGGCCGAGGCCGUCGUGGAGGCUUUGGAAGACGACUCGAUAAAGGGGCCCGUGGAGGUUAAAGAAAUCGAGGAGCUGGCUAACAAGUCGUGGAGAAAGACAAUGCUCUGA